This is a messenger RNA of Ylistrum balloti, 2395 nucleotides long. Its product is annotated as G-protein coupled receptor moody-like. Gene Ontology annotation, molecular function: G protein-coupled receptor activity. Bases 820 to 1800 code for a protein of 326 amino acids. Gene Ontology annotation, cellular component: membrane. Lineage: Eukaryota; Metazoa; Mollusca; Bivalvia; Pectinida; Pectinidae. The record is from RefSeq and is a predicted model, not a curated record. The transcript is spliced from 3 exons. Gene Ontology annotation, biological process: G protein-coupled receptor signaling pathway.
CCAAAGGAUGAUCUCAAGCUGUUCUGUCACAGUACCUGGAUUAUAUUGUUGUCUAGUACCUGUGAUGACAGUGCCACAAUAUCAACAUUCCAGAAAGUGUACAAAAUCCUUAAACACAUUAUUUAUUGUAAUUUGAUUUGCCACUCAUUGUAAAGGACCAAAUUGGAGUUAGGGAUUGAUUUGUCCAUUUCAAUAUCUUCGAUGAAAUAACCUGGAAUUUACAUUGCCACACAGUACUGGAAGUUAAAAUUUACGUCUAUACUUGAAGUACAAGAUGAGCUGCUGUUGAUGACGACGAAUUAGUGAACUAACAGCUUAGAAGAAGUCCGGGAAGAUAUUUUACGAUACAAAGCUGGACAGUGAAAGUGACAAUUACCGUCAAGACCAAACAGCCAGAAAGAGCGUAUAAAACAGUGCGAUAAGGAACUGGACCACAUUCCAUGACUGUGGAUUCUAAAAGGCAAGAGUAAUCAAAACGAUCUCUUGAAAUCAAAUUUACAACUGAUGCUCAAGGAAAUGGACCUGUUCUCAGGGAGCUUUCUCAUACAAAUUCAGUAAUUUAAAACAAGAAAUUGAUUGGAAAUUUCAAGCUUCAACUGAAUCCAUUUAUAAUCAGAAGAAGGAGUAAUGAUAUCAACCUCAAAAUGUGAAAGAGGUGAGAGUGGAUGAACGAACCAAUCUCUAGAAUGUGCACAUUUGGACGGAUCAAAUUUACUAGGAAUCACAGAAAUCACCAAAAUUGUUUGUGUGGAAUUUUCAUGAUUAUGGAAGUUUCCCAAAUAGAUACAUAGUACAAAACUUUAUCAAUAUUUUCAAUUUAUGAUUAAUAUUACAAUGAAUAUGUCAGGAAAUUCAUCCUGCGUUGAAUGGUGGUGUGACCAGCGCGAGACUCUGAUUGUGCUGGAGGUGGUAGUUAUUUUAUUGUGUGCUAUAGGGAGCUUCGGAAAUCUCAUCACCGUUUUGGCGAUAUGUUCCAGUAGUCUCUGUAACAACAUCAACUGUGUCCUCAUCGGGAGCCUCAGUUUCGCUGGAUUUUUGUAUUGCCUCCUAAUUCUGCCACUUCAAGCAGUUGUGUUUCACCUUCAGGACCCCCAUCUCAUUCCACCCGACUUCUGUAGUGCCGCUGGCGGUAUCCGCUACACACUUGUUGGGGUUAUCAUGGUACAUCUAAGUGUAAUUGCACUGUAUCGUUACCUAAAUAUUGUACAUCUAGGACAGUACAAGAAAGCUUCGAACACUCGCCCUCUCAUUAUAACUCUUAUAGUCAGCUGGGUGUUACCCCUGAUGUUCACGGUCCCACCCUCGUUCGGAAUUUGGGGGUCAUUUCGUUUCCAGCCUGCCGUUUUAGCAUGUACAUUUAACAAUUUCAAUGUUGAUCAUUCCAAUAGAAUCGUAACUGUAACACUGGGAUUUAUUGUGCCAUGUCUUUUCAUAGUAUUUUGUUAUGCUAGAAUUGGAUGUGUAGCGUAUGGAAGUUCAAAACGUGUCGGCCAGUGGAAAGGAACGUCAGCCAUGACUAAAGCCCUCCGUCUCUCGGCCAUGAUGAUGUGUAUUUUUGCCAUAUUUUUCUUCGGAACUUUUCCAUACUUUAUAAUGAAUGUGUAUGAUCGUAGCUUUUCCAAACCGGUUCAUCACCUGUGGACGACAAUGCUUGGAUGGUUGUCAUAUUGCCUCAAUCCUGUCGUGUAUACUGUUAUGGACAACAACUUCCGGACAGCGUAUCGUCGUCUUAUUAUGGGGGACUGUGAGAAAAGUCCUUUACAUCGAGGACCAACCACCACCUCGGGCACACCUGUAUGAAACUAGAGACGCGAUGUCUACAUGGACAGGUAAUUGCAGGUGUGAUACAGACGAGACAAUAUAGGUACAAAAAAUAUAUCAGUUUUACAGGUGUGAUACAGACAACGACGAUCAAGAAAAAGAACUACUGAUGUGAUAUGAAUAGUUGUUAAAGAAUCUUGUAACUUAGAACCAUCAAUUAUAUCGUUAUACAAUGGGAGAACAGGUAAUGUAUGUGUUUCUAAAAUAUUUUAAUUUUAGAUAAAUUUUACUGUAUCUAGCUCUUAAAACAUUGGUGAGACAGAACAGAAAUGUGAUAAAAAGUACAUUUGUGCUAUAUAUAAGUAUACAGACUAACGAGUUAUAGGUAAAUAUAGACAGGUGUGAUAUGAUGCUGAGGAUAUUUUAUCAGAAAGAAUGUAUGUUUAUGAAUGCUCACAAGUGUAAAGACUGAUAUGUAUAGAUUUAAAGCGUUCGUUCAUGUUGAUGGUAUUCUCAGAAAACGUUAUAAACUUUCUCUUCAUAUUAUUGAUCCUUUUAAAAAGAUUUCAAAUUUUCUCAAAUAUACUGAUAAUUUCUUUAACUUGCAUGAUAAUCAAAAGAUUUUAGAUUUAGG